AAUUGCGCAUGACUGCUUUGUAUCGUUUUGAUUAAAUACAUAAUACAAAGCGUGUACAGAAAAUUGGAAAAUUUCCGUAAGGAGAACAAGUAUUAAUGCAUUUUAUUAAAAAAAAUUCAUCUGAGAUAUGAAGACCAUUGAGAACACAUUCGUUAGAGGGCCAUCACCUUCGUACUCAGAUGAUCUUAAUUCAGAAAACGCGGCCAUGUCAGCUACUUUACCUAUUGAUAGUAUGUCAAUGAAAGAACAUCAAUCUGUAAGGAAGCAGAAGCACUUUCUUAAAGAGUUUUGCAAUUUGAGCGUACAGGAUGAGAGCAAAUCCUCAGUUAAACAGGGACGGCAUACAUUUGCUUUUUGGGCAGUAGUCUUAGUUUUGCUGGUACUCACCGUUGGAAAUCUGAUUUUAACAUUAACAAUAAUUGGCGUGUUGCGUUUGGGCAAAGGUAUAUAUGGUAUGGAAUUAAUACCAGAAGAAGAUGCGAUCAAAUUCUUUGGCUGCACCGAUCUUGAUCGCAUUUACUCGAAAAACGUAGGACAAUUUGAGGGCUUCAUCGAUGAACCGCUUACAAUAACUGGGGACAACGCAGCGGUUUAUGUUCGUAUGCAUCAUCGCAACGGUCAAAUUCAUAAUCGACUUAUAGUGGAUAAGUCAGGCGUGCAAUUUCGCGGUAUCAAUACUUUUGAUAUUAAGGAUCCAGAAACUGGUGCCGUUAUAUUUACAACGCAUCGGCCUCAUUACAAUAUGCCGAAAGGAGCUAAUGUGCUGCUAAGUAAGUCAAUCAGCGCUAGUCGUAUAGCCAGUGCCAUUAAUGAGUCAUUGGCUAUAACGGCACCAGAUGAUCGCCUAUCUAUAAGAGGUUCUGAAGGGAUUCGCAUGGAUGCAGCCGCAAUGUUUCUGCAAGCUGAACAUAAUCUUUUAAUAAAUUCCACUCAAGGUGCUCUCACUUUGGAGGCCAAUUCCGGUAUAUAUUUGAAUAUGGAAAAAAUUCCAAUAGUUAAAGCUGAAAUGGGUCUACGGACAGGGAGCGUUCAGUAUAAAUUAUGCGUGUGUAUGCCGCAGGGCAUUGUCUUUCGUAUCGCUAUACCAAGAGUGCAUAAUGGGCCAAAGGUGUCAUGUGCACAUUUUAGUGCUAAGCAUGACCCUUGCACCAUCAACUAAAGCCAUUAUCACUAUUUCAACAUUAAAUAAUGAAUCGGUUGAUUAAGAAUAAAACGAAAUGUGUUUUUUUUUUUAAUUCAAAUUAUAAAUUUUUUUUUGUUUUUAUUAUUUUACAGGGACAUAUGUUGAAUUUUUAAUAGAAAUCGAAAGAAUGCUAAGCAUUAUAUAGCUGUUCACUUACUUGGAGAAGAAAACGAAAAAACAAAAACGUUUCGGGUAAAAAAUUCAAAACUUAUACGAA
Molecule: messenger RNA, 1400 nt
Organism: Glossina fuscipes
Lineage: Eukaryota; Metazoa; Arthropoda; Insecta; Diptera; Glossinidae
Gene: Scgbeta
Exons: 2
Coding region: 128-1159 (343 amino acids)
Biological process (GO): muscle organ development
Cellular component (GO): sarcoglycan complex; sarcolemma
Source: RefSeq, a predicted model, not a curated record